UACACUAGGUAACUACAUCAUAUGAACUUCAAUCAGGACAUAUCAAUUUCAUUCAUAAGAAGAUGAUUAAUAUGAGAAUGGGCACUUGAUCCACGUCUGAGAAUAUCUGCAAAGAGUAUCCAUACUGUCAUUUUUGAAAUCAUCCGGUUGUCGCGUAUCUAUCAAGCAUUAGGUUGGCGUAGAGCACGCCACAUAUACAUAUAGCUUGAAGCUGCUGAGCUACAGAGCUGCCCAUCUACCAACUUUACGGGGUCGUAGGUGAAAAGCUCAACACAGGCACAAUGGGUUCAAGACUUGCUUGGUAUGCUGGUAUAUCCACUGCUUUGGCAGCUGCAGUGGUUCUUUCUGCGUUUAAUCAGCGCGCAAACUUCUACUCAGCAUGUGUCUACCUGGCGCAGAGCAAUUUGUGUCUUAUGAUCCUAAUCAAUCUGAUUCUAUUCGUCUUUUCUAGUUUCAUGUAUGGACUUCAACGACUUUGCUACGGCCCUCUCCGUCCGAUCGAAAUCGAGCAGUUAUAUGAGAAAGCUUGGUUCGCCAUCACAGAAACAUGUCUCGCCAUGACCAUAUUCAGAGAAGAGGUUGGAGCUUGGUUUCUCGUCAUGUUUGUCGCUCUUCUUACCGGCAAAGUUUGGGGCUGGAUAGGAGAUGGUCGAGUUGAGAUUCUAGAACAACAACCACCUGCUAAUCCAAAACUCUUUCAUAUUCGGUUGUCGAUAUCCUUGGCGGUCUCGGUCAUUUACGAUGCGUGGUUGAUGAGUUAUACAAUCAACACGGUGAUUCAACAGGCAAGGCCGAAUAUGAUGGUUAUGUUCUUGUUUGAAUUUGCGGUAUUGACUGUCUCAAGUUCUUCCACCGCUUGUAGAUAUCUCAUUUCUGUAAUGGAGAUGAGAGUAGUCAAAAAGCAGACAGAGGAGAGAUUAAUUGAGAGGAAGAGAGAGGUUAGAGAAGAGAGGGCAGAAAUGAUCAGACAAAGGGAAAUUGCGCGCGCGGAAGCUGGCGAAAAUUAUGAAGAGCCUACAACUCCUUUACCUUCGGAGGACGAUGUUGAAGAAAUGGAUAUCGAGGUUCCCGGAUGGGAAGCAAAGGGUCAAUGGGUUUUGACCCUUGAUUUGAUAACAGACUUCCUAAAGUUAUCCAUUUACUCUUCAUUCUUCUUCAUCCUUUUCACAUUCUACGGCCUUCCUAUCCACAUUAUGCGAGAUCUGUUUGUUACGGCAAGAUCAUUCGUCAAACGACUCACUGCAUUCUUGAGAUACCGUAGAGCAACCCAUGAUAUGAACUCAAGAUAUGAAGAUGCGACUGUUGAGGAUAUUCAAAGGGAAGACACAUGUAUUAUAUGUCGAGAAGAGAUGCGACCUUGGUCUGUAACAAACCCACCAGUACCUGCUGGAGCACAACCCAGGCCAGGUACUGUCAACGAACGUACAAGGCCGAAGAAGUUACCUUGUGGUCAUAUUCUCCAUCUAGGAUGCUUGAAGAGCUGGCUUGAACGACAACAAGUAUGCCCAACAUGUCGAAAUCCUGUGGUAGAAACACCUCAAGAUGCACAACCCAAUGCCAAUCGAAAUGCAAGAGCUAAUCAACCCGCUCCCGGCCAACAAGAUGGACCCGCUGGUGCUGGUGCUGGACCUGUAGCAGCUCCCGCUCGUGGCCGCGGUAUGCGUAUGCUUAAUCUUGGACCAAUCAGAGUCGGCUUUGGUCAGGCUAACCUGAAUGAUUUCGCUGCCCUUCAAAACCCCCCAGGAGGUCAAGCGAAUGCCGCAGGUGCAGGACCUAGAGUUUAUGGCUUAGAACUAGGUAUCCCUCGUCGAGCUCAACCUCAAGCCGCACCAGCACUUUUGGAUCCUGGGCAAAAUGGCGCGUUUCCACUUGACCAAUUACCACAACAUUUAGAAGAACUCGAACAGCAAGUCGCGCAGGAAAUUCGAAACUUGCAAUUGAGUCAGCAGCAGCUAUUAAUUGUCCAGUUGCUACAAAACGAGUUGACAAGAUUGAGAAAUUUACAAAAUAACGCCGCGGAUCCUUUGGCAGCAAACUUUCCCUUGCCGCAGAUGCCUACCUUUCAGAACCCGCCACAAAUCAUCCCCUCAUUCAGUAGACCAUCAAGUCAACCACAAGUGCACAGACACAGCGCACGGUCCAAUACCUCUGCAAUACCAUCUGGUAGUGCUGACCUUCCACCUGGAGUUGUCAUACCGGAGGGUUGGUCACUUCUCCCAUUAGAAAGACUACAUAAUGCGCCAUUACCGGGUCAAGCAGCGACAUCAGGGCCUGCAGCAGCAUCGACAUCUAAUGACCCUAUUAUAGCCUCUGCAUCUACGCAAAAUGUAGUCAGCCCUACAAUUGAGAGAAGUGAAGUUUCUAAUAAUAGCGCCACACCAAUCAACACUGAACAAGUUAAUUCGCAAGCCGGCUCGAUUGGCUCUUCUGAAACAAACGCCAUUGAAACUCCGCCCUCUAUCUCGGCUGACCAAUCGGCAUCAACAAUUUCCACUUCCACAGAGCCAGCUUCUACAAAUACAAAUCCAUUUGUUGACCCUCCUAGUUUACCUAACUGGGGAAAUUCACAACUAUUUGCAGGAUCAAGCUUGGCUGGGAAUCACAAUCUUGAUGGCGCUUAUUCAGUGCCAACUUCGCCUCCACAUGAUCGUAGUGAGAAUAUAAAUCCUCAUGUUUCUCUUGAUACGAUGACAGGUACUGGUGAAUCAACUAGUAGUUCAGCUGAGCAUAGUGAGCCAAGAGGAGAUGAAGAUGGUGAAAUGAGGAGAAGAGAGAAAGGGAAAGCCAAGGCGGUGACGGUGGAGGAUACAGUGGAUGAAGAAGAGUGAGGGGACAUUAUGUGAGAUGAAAAGUACAUUGAAUAAUUUUAGGAUUUCGUUCGACAUUCACGUGCACAUUGCUUAUCGUGCAUGGUGCAUAAAGCCAGCGAUCAAAUGGAAUCCAGUUAGAGAUACAUUAAGGGCGUUUGGGGAAGGAAUUUUCCUGGGAUUGAGGAAUGGAUUGGCGCAUUUUCUACGUAACAUGCUAUGGAUAGGCUUAAGGCUUAAGCAUAAAUUACUAGCCUAAGCAUAAAUCUGACGUUAUACUUUACAUACAUGACAUGGCAUAAGGUUAUCUUUGAGUCUGACAGCUCGGGCUCGGCUAUGCUAUGCUGUAGCAGAGGGAUGAGGAGGGUGGAGGGUAGAGGGUAGAGAGACAGACUAUAGCGAUAUCAAGAACCUUGCCAGUUUUGUAUGAUCCAGCGUAUUUAUAGCGGCUAUAAAGAAUUACAAAGUUAU
Molecule: messenger RNA, 3278 nt
Organism: Botrytis deweyae
Lineage: Eukaryota; Fungi; Ascomycota; Leotiomycetes; Helotiales; Sclerotiniaceae
Exons: 4
Coding region: 282-2828 (848 amino acids)
Cellular component (GO): cytoplasm
Source: RefSeq, a predicted model, not a curated record